AACAUUUAAAGGAAAUUGUAGAAUAAGAAGAAGACAAUAACAUGGAUAUUGGCGAAUUGCUGGCGUUUAAGCCUGAGCAGACACCAAAGCGGCCACAUGAGGACGAUGAUGAUUUUGCGCUACCAGAGCCAAGUGAUGUUGAUAUUGGAAAACGGGGCGGCGGCGGCGAAGAAAAAGCAAAGCGAAUGCGCCGCAUUGUAGAGGCCAAGGAGACAGCAAACUACAAGAAGCCACACGAUAGCAACGCACCGGGGGGCACUAGUGGCAGCACAUUUGAGUUCGAUCCCGAGUUAACAGAGGAGGAACGUAUGAAUAUUUUGAAAUAUGUGGAAAACGAAGAGGCAGAGGGCGAUGCGCUAGACGAGCAGGGCCUAAAGAAGCUUAUACUGGUAUUUGAAAAGCGUAACCUAAAGAAUCAAGAGAUGCGCAUAAAAUUCUCUGACAAUCCAGAGAAAUUCAUGGAAUCAGAGUUGGAGUUGCAUACAGUGAUACAAGAGCUUAAAGCCAUAGCAACAGUACCAGACCUGUAUCCACUGCUGGUGGAGCUAAGUGGUCUGCACAGCCUGCUGGAGUUGCUAGCACAUCAGAACACAGACAUAGCUGUGGCUGUAGUUGAUCUAUUGCAGGAGGUAACAGAUGUGGAUAUUUUGGGUGAAAGCAACGAGGGUGCCGAAGCGCUAAUAGAGUCUUUGCGAAAGGAACAAAUAUGUGCGCUGCUCGUGCAAAACUUGGAGCGUCUCAAUGAGCAGGUUAAGGAGGAAGCUGAUGGCGUGCAUAAUACCUUAGCCAUUAUAGAGAAUCUAACCGAAAUCGAUAGUGAAUUUGUACGUGAGGCAGCCACACAAGGUCUGUUAGCUUGGCUGCUAAAGCGUCUUAAGGGCAAAACCCCCUUUGAUCCAAACAAACUAUACUGCAGCGAGAUCUUGUCCAUCUUGAUUCAAACUGAAAACGACAAUAGGAUAUUGCUUGGCACGCAGGAUGGCGUGGAUGUGCUGCUGCAGCAGUUGGCCGUCUACAAGCGUCACGACCCCGCUAGCAAUGAAGAACAGGAAUACAUGUCCAACUUGUUCAAUUGCAUGUGCUCUGCACUGAUGGCGCGUCCAAAUCGCGAUCGCUUUCUUAAUGGCGAAGGCUUGCAGCUGAUGAAUCUUAUGCUACGUGAAAAGAAAAUGUCUCGUAAUGGCUCCUUAAAGGUGCUGGAUCAUGCUAUGGCCGGCCCAGAUGGUCGUGAGAACUGCAAUAAGUUUGUAGAGAUUCUAGGCUUGCGCACCAUUUUUCCAUUGUUUAUGAAGACACCGAAGCGUAACAAACAGCGUCUGCUUUCUGUGGAUGAGCACGAAGAGCAUGUGUGCUCAGUGUUAGCCUCCAUGCUGCGCAAUUGCAAGGGCACUCAGCGUGCGCGUAUGUUGACCAAAUUCACGGAAAACGAUCAUGAGAAGGUGGAUCGCCUGCUGGAGCUGCAUUUGAAGUAUUUGGCCAAGGUAGAGACUAUUGAUAAGGAAAUCGAUCAAGAGCCCAAGGAUGCUGACAUAGACGAAGACGAGGAAGCGGAGAAUAAUUAUAUUAAACGCUUGACCGGCGGUUUGUUUACGCUGCAGCGCAUCGAUUAUAUUCUGCUGGAAGUCAGCGCAACCUCAGAGACCGUCAAACAGCGCGUGCUGCAAAUACUAAAUUUACGUGGCGCCUCCAUGAAGACCAUCAGAAGCAUCAUGCGUGAAUACGCUGGUAAUUUGGGUGAUGGCGACAUAGACUGGCGAGAACAGGAACAGACACAUAUACUUUCUCUAGUCGAUCGUUUUUAAGAACCACAACCACAAAUAAAACGUCUAAAUACAAUAAACCCAACA
This is a messenger RNA of Drosophila busckii, 1847 nucleotides long. Its product is annotated as beta-catenin-like protein 1. The coding region runs from base 42 to 1802 and encodes 586 amino acids. The record is from RefSeq and is a predicted model, not a curated record. Gene Ontology annotation, cellular component: spliceosomal complex. The transcript is spliced from 4 exons. Lineage: Eukaryota; Metazoa; Arthropoda; Insecta; Diptera; Drosophilidae.